UGUGAAUCUGCCGCUCCGGGAAGAAACAAACUCUCCGGAACUGUGUGAGAGAGAUUACUCAGACGGAAGCCCAUUUAUUCUCAGACAGACGAUGGCUCAGUGCACGGCGGCGAAAUCCUGUCCUAAGGACUGCGGGGACAAGCCAAGGAGAGUCGCCAUCAUCACCGGCAUUACCGGGCAGGAUGGAUCGUAUCUGGCAGAGUUCCUUCUGGAGAAAGGAUAUGAGGUUCACGGGAUCCUUCGCAGGUCCAGCUCCUUUAACACCGGCCGCAUUGAGCACCUUUACCAUAACCCUCAGACACACACGGAAGGAAGAUCUGAGCGUUCAGCAGGGUAUAUGAAGCUGCACUAUGGGGACCUAACCGACAGCACUUGCCUGGUGAAGAUUAUCAAUGAAGUCAAACCCACAGAAAUCUACAACCUGGGAGCACAAAGUCAUGUUAAGAUUUCCUUUGACCUGGCAGAGUACACUGCAGACGUCGACGGCGUCGGGACACUGCGCUUGUUGGACGCAAUAAAGACAUGCGGUUUGACCGACAACGUGCGUUUCUAUCAGGCCUCCACCAGCGAGCUGUACGGGAAAGUGCAGGAGAUCCCACAGAAAGAGACCACGCCGUUCUACCCUCGCUCACCUUAUGGUGCUGCAAAGCUAUACGCGUACUGGAUAGUAGUGAACUUCAGGGAGGCGUAUAAUCUGUUCGCUGUGAAUGGAAUUCUCUUCAAUCAUGAAAGCCCUCGAAGAGGCUCUAACUUUGUGACACGGAAAAUCAGCCGUUCAGUGGCAAAGAUCCACCUCGGCCAAUUAGAGUGCUUCAGUCUGGGUAAUCUGGACUCUAAGAGAGACUGGGGCCAUGCCAGAGACUAUGUGGAGGCCAUGUGGCUGAUGUUGCAGCAGAAGGAGCCGGAGGAUUUUGUCAUAGCUACAGGAGAGGUCCACAGCGUGAGAGAGUUUGUGGAAAGAGCCUUCAAACACAUUGGCAAAUCCAUUGUGUGGGAGGGGAAGAAUGAAAAGGAGGUGGGCAGGUGUCAGGAGACGGGAGUCAUCCAUGUCAAAGUGGAUCCCAAGUACUACCGUCCCACUGAAGUGGACUAUCUGCAGGGAGACAGCACGAAAGCACUGGAAAAACUCAGCUGGAAGCCACAAGUGACCUUCGAGGAGCUUGUCAAGGAGAUGGUCGAUGCAGAUAUUGAGCUCAUGAGAAACAACCCAAAUGCAUGAGCCCUCACGCUAGCAGCACAUCUACAUACCAUGGACCUGUGUGUGCCCGAGAAGAAACAAGUCUCUCUUUUUUUUUUUUUUAUUGUUAUCAUUAUUGUUAUUAUUAUUUUUCCAGUCACUCCGUCCUGCCGGGAGUUUCUCUAGAUGCAGAAAUACUGAGUGCUGAUUUUUAAAUUUCACAUUCCUUUUUAUACUGUUAUUUGCCUAAUCACAAUCAUGAGUAUGUGGGGACUUUUAGCUAUUUCCUUGCUUUUUUUCUUUUUUUUUUAAUGAUUUAUUUUUACCCAGUUUUCUUUGCUGAAACAAUUUUAUAUGUAAUGGCAUAUGUAAUGAAAUGAUGAUUUUUUAUAGCUGUUUACAGUGAGACAAUUUUCUAGAUGAAUGCUGGAUUUCAGACAGAAAUCUAUAUAGAGGCUUAAUAUAUGCUAGAAACUGUCUUUUAAAAUUGUUUAAAGGUUUUAAUAUUUGUUUGAUCAUGCCAUCUUUGAUAUUUAAUAGUUUUGAUUUUAAAUUGAUAAUUUAAUUUCUACUUUUUUUCUGUUGUUGUAGCUUUGUUUAUUAAAGGGUCUUUUAAAUCAUA
This is a messenger RNA of Clarias gariepinus (North African catfish), 1799 nucleotides long. It is a transcript of the gene gmds, whose product is annotated as GDP-mannose 4,6-dehydratase. NCBI's taxonomy places the organism in Eukaryota, Metazoa, Chordata, Actinopteri, Siluriformes, Clariidae. The transcript is spliced from 12 exons. The record is from RefSeq and is a predicted model, not a curated record. Gene Ontology annotation, molecular function: GDP-mannose 4,6-dehydratase activity. The coding region runs from base 92 to 1219 and encodes 375 amino acids. Gene Ontology annotation, biological process: GDP-mannose metabolic process.